Aegilops tauschii subsp. strangulata is the source of this 1401-nucleotide messenger RNA. RefSeq lists its product as uncharacterized. NCBI's taxonomy places the organism in Eukaryota, Viridiplantae, Streptophyta, Magnoliopsida, Poales, Poaceae. The record is from RefSeq and is a predicted model, not a curated record.
AUGGUCCUUGCCCUCGCCGGCCUGCUCGCGAGCAAUGAAAAGCCGCGGCGAGGCGACUCGGUGCCGGGGCGGCUGAAAGCAAAGAACCGGCAUCCUCUGGAAGGCUAUUGCAUGCUCUACUCCGACUACUUUGCUGACACUCCAUUGCACGGCGACAAACCGCCGCCACCCCUGUCCAUUCCCUCCUCCUCCCUCGGGAUCUCCUCCCGAUCCAACCAGCAACUGCCUCCACCCUCUUCCCUCGAUUCCCCGUCGCUCCAAUCACCAGCUCCCUCUGUCCUCCCUCGUCGUGCGCGCCCAUCCACGAGCAGCCCAAGCCGCAUCAGCCAGCCGCAGGACCUCCCUGCUCGAUCUUGUGCUCGGGGCGCCCGAGUUCCUCGCCCGCUAUCACCGGAGGAGCACCAAGGCCUCACCUCUUCCUCCUGUUUCUUUCUCCCUCUCUCAUAUCUCUUCCCUCACCCCGAGCUCCUUUGUCUCUGUGCCUACAGGAGCUUCCGCCGUCGCGCCGUGGUGUCGUUCCCCUGCUUCGUCACGUCCGGGGCCUCUACCUCGCCGGAGCACCACGUCGCCCGCUCGUUCCCCUGCUUCAAUAGAGCGCGACGCCAUGCCGGCGCCUCCUGCAUCGCGCCCUGUCGCCUGCUGCCUCCUCUCAUCGCCGCCGGCCACCUCUCCGAGCAGAGCCGCCGGACCAGACCACGCCGUCGCCAUGGCCUUCAUCGCCGCGAUGCCCAGCUCGCCUCCGCCCGGUUCCUGGACGGACCCGCCCUCCGGCCUCACCUUCUGCCACUGAAGACCCGCGCUGGGGUCUGCUUGGCUGCGCCGCCUCGCAGGCCCUCUGCUCCCCUGCGCCUUGUCCCCGACGCCGGCGAGCCCAGUCGCCAUUCCUUCGCCAAGUCCCUCGCCAGCCGGAGCUCUUCUUCGCCGCCAGCAGUAGCAGCAGCAACCAGUGCAGCCCCAAGCGCCUGGGGUUUCUCUUGCCCUCCAGCCGCCGUGCCCGCACGCUUCUGGCGAAUCUCCGGAGCCGAGCCGCCGCCGUCCUGUUCGACUCCCACCAUCAGGAACCGGCUCCCCUCGUCAGAUCCGGUGGAUCCUCGGCGCCGUGCGCCGCCUGUAGGCCCCAUCUCGCUGCACCUCCAUCCGUUCCUUGCGCCCACCGCCGAAGUCCAUCAUGCCCAGCCGCCGGCGCUUGAACCUGCUCCUUCCUCUGUUCUUCAGUAAUGAGAGCAGCAGCAGUUGGCUUGUCCCGCGCGUUGACCGCGCUACGCCAGCGCCUGGGCUGCGUCCCGCGAGCCGACCCAGCAGCUGCAUCCUGUCGGCCUGCUGCUACCUCUCCACAGUUCUGGGCUGAGGCCCAUGGUGCGCAGCACCCCCAGCCCCUUCUCUCUGUUUAGCCCAGUUCAG